GACUUGUCAUCUUCUUCUGAUCUGUUGGAGAGGAGAACAAAUUUAAUGGGGAUUCUUCAGUUUAAUCUAAUUCCCGUUUUAGAACUGAAUUCAAAACUUCAAAUCCCAAUUUAAAUUUCCUCAUUAAAAUCUUUGAGAAAUGAGCACGAUUAGAGUAUCAGACACUGUUCCUUCCCCAACAGAAGAUUCUCACACCCUCAAAGAAGCUUUUCAAGGAUUUGGGACUGACGAGAAGGCGAUUAUAAAGGUACUUGGAGCAAGAACAGCGAGGCAAAGAAGAGAAAUCAGAGAUACUUAUCAGCAGCUUUACAAUGAAAAUCUCAUUGAUGCUCUCUUUUCUGAAUUAUCCGGUGAUUUUAGAAAAGCUGUGAUUUUAUGGACAAUCGACCCUCCGGAAAGGGAUGCAAAACUUGCAAAUGAGGCAUUACAGAAGAAAAAAAUAGGCAUUAAGAACCUCAAAGUUAUAGUUGAGAUUGCCUGUGCAUCAUCUCCUCACCAUCUUAUGGCAGUCAGGCAGGCCUAUUCUUCUCUUUUUGAUUGUUCUCUUGAAGAAGAUAUCGUUUCCGCUGUCCCUCCGCUGAUUGCAAAGGUUUUGGUGGCUUUAGUGAGGUCCUACAGGUAUGAUAAAGAACUGGUGGAUCCGAAUGUAGCCAACUCUGAGGCAGUUCUACUACAUGAAGCAAUACAAAAGAAAAAGUUAGAUCUUGAUCAUGUUCUCUAUAUUCUUGGAACUAGGAACUUCUAUCAGCUUAGAGAAACUUUCAAAAGCUACAAGGAAAAGUUCAAAAAUCCCGUCGAGAAGGACAUCAAGAAUUGUGGUAAUGGUGAUUUAGAAUCUCUAUUGAGAAUGGUCGUUUCGUGCAUAGAUUGCCCGGAAAAACACUUUGCGGAGGUUAUUGGCACUUCUGUUAUUGGGUUCGGGACAGAUGAAGAUUCAUUAACCAGAGCCAUUGUAUCGCGAGCUGAAAUUGACAUGAUGAAAAUCAGAGGGGAGUAUUUCAACCUGUAUAAAACGAACCUCGAUGGUGCAGUUAUCGAUGAUACAUCCGGAGACUACAGAGACUUCCUAAUGACUUUGCUGGGAGCCAGAAUUUGAUUCAGUAAUCAGUGUGUUUCUGUUUUCUUCUGGGUUUAUUAGUGAUCUUUGUUAUUGUUUGUAUUGGUGUCUAUAGGAAAUAAAAAAAAUUAACAUGAAAAUAUUCAGAUCUAGGAGCUUGAAAUGUUUGGUUUUCAGCUCAAACUGAUUGUCUCUUCAUAAUUAUCCGGAGUUAUAAGCCGUAAUACUAAUAAUAACACGGGUCUAAACCGGUUCAAACAAUAA
Molecule: messenger RNA, 1321 nt
Organism: Carica papaya (papaya)
Lineage: Eukaryota; Viridiplantae; Streptophyta; Magnoliopsida; Brassicales; Caricaceae
Gene: ANNAT3
Product: annexin 3
Biological process (GO): response to salt stress; response to water deprivation; response to heat
Cellular component (GO): cytoplasm; plasma membrane
Molecular function (GO): phosphatidylserine binding; calcium-dependent phospholipid binding; calcium ion binding
Source: RefSeq, a predicted model, not a curated record